Messenger RNA from Symbiodinium pilosum, 756 nucleotides. The record is from the annotation of a GenBank genome assembly. NCBI's taxonomy places the organism in Eukaryota, Dinophyceae, Suessiales, Symbiodiniaceae.
AUGGCGCGUACAGGACGACUGUUGCUGGUUGCGGGAGCUUUGCUCCUGGGCCUCCGCUACUGCUUCGUGCCCAGCCCACAGCAACAGCCUCGAAGCGACUUCAACCCAGCAGUGGCCGCCUCUGCGGCUCUGCCGGCAUUGACGAUGCUCGCUGAGGAUGCUGAGGCCAAGUAUGGAGAUCAGCGAAAGUUUGCCGCAGUCUUGGUGCCUUUGACAACUCUCGUGUUCCCGGCCGUUGCCAUGGGCAUGUUCGUCCUCUAUUCUUUUCAGGAUGAUGCCUUCUGGCGCGUGGUGCCCGGCACGAAGCGUGCACAGGAGAUGGAAGAUGCCUGGAGGGAGCAUCCUCUCUUCGCCAACUCCCAGGAUCCUUUCGAUGGCCUGGUCAACCCCGAUGAUUACGAGAAGGGCCUGGAGGAGGCCUGGGAGCGCGCGAAGCCAGCUGGAAGCACUGUGACCGUGAAGGACAAGCUCCUGGGCCGCUUGAGCUCCUACGAGCCAGCACAGCCUUGGUUUUUAGACCUGACGCUGAUGUUUCAGAUGGAAGUGCAGGACGGGAUUGUGCUCAAUGGUUGGCUUUGCCCUGUGGAUCCAAAGGUUCUGUUCGAGGCUGAUGCUAUCGAGCAUGAGGUCACAGAAAACAGGAGUACUGGCAACUUUCCGGAGGGCUAUCGCUGUGCCUUCACAUGCUGGUACUGGGAAGGAAAAGCUCCGCACGUGGACAGUUCUGCUCGCAUGCAGAUUGGCAGUCUAACGUAA